CAGGAAAAUCUCAUUCGUGCCGCGACUCCCGAGUUGUACGCAUCGAGGAGCAUCGCAAAGUUUUUUUUCAUUUCCACAUUUUUCGAUCGAUCUUUUCCCUUCUUCGGCACGUCUCGAUACGAUACCAAUCGGGACUGACACUUUUACAAUUACAUCACUUAUUGUUGACCGAAUAAUAAUAACAAUAAUAAUAAUUACGUCAAUAUGAGGUUUGCCGGCUUAAUUGUUGUGGCGUUGUUUUACAUCGCCGGAUUGCACGCCAGCGAAGAAUUCGAGCAUGAAGAAGGCGUUCUCGUUCUUACCAAGGAAAACUUCGAUAAAGUACUAGAGAAAUACGACUAUGUACUUAUCGAAUUUUAUGCGCCAUGGUGCGGUCACUGCAAGCAACUUGCUCCGGAAUAUGCUAAAGCUGCCAAGACUCUUGCGGACAAGGACUCCCCGGUGAAAUUGGCUAAAGUUGAUGCGACUAAAGAAGGCAAACUUGCCGAAGACCAUGGAGUACGAGGAUACCCCACUCUUAAAUUCUACCGCAAACCCAAUUUCAUUGAAUACACCGGCGGACGACAAGCUGAUGACAUUGUUGACUGGAUUGAAAAAAAGACUGGACCUGCCGCCAAAACUCUUACUACCGUUGCAGAAACUGCUGAACUUGUUGAAUCCAAGGAUGUUGCCAUCGUCGGUUGCUUCAAGGAUCCUGAAUCUGCCGCUGCUAAAGUUUACUUGGAAGUUGCAAGUGCAAUUGAUGACCAUGUUUUCGGUAUUUCAAGUAGCCAAGAAGUAUUUGACGAAUACAAGGCUAAAGACGGACAAGUUCUCUUGUUCAAAAAGUUCGACGAAGGCAAAUCAGUUUAUGAAGAAGAACUCGAGCCAGAGCAAUUGAAGAAAUUCAUCAGCGUACAAUCACUCCCGCUACUUGUUGAUUUUAAUCACGAGACUGCCCAAAAAAUAUUCGGAGGGGAUAUCAAGAGCCACUUGUUGGUAUUCUUGAGCAAGAAGGCUGGCCAUUUCGAGAAAUACAGCGAUGCCAUUAAGGAACCGGCAAAGGACUACCGUGGCAAGAUUUUAUUCGUUACGAUAAACGCUGAUGAGGACGAUCACGAAAGAAUAUUGGAAUUCUUCGGUAUGAAGAAGGAUCAAGUGCCAUCGAUGCGCAUAAUAAAACUUGAAGAAGACAUGGCGAAAUACAAGCCCGCGAAGCCGGAACUGACGAGCGAAAACAUCAAAAACUUCGUCGACGCCGUCCAAGGAGGAACAAUCGAACGCGAUUUCUUGACUCAAGACUUACCCGAAGAUUGGAACAAGAACCCGGUCAAGGUUUUGGUUGGCAAAAACUUUGCAGAAGUCGCGUUCAACAAAGAAAAAGACGUACUCGUAGAAUUCUACGCUCCAUGGUGCGGCCAUUGCAGACAACUCGAACCCAUCUACGAUGCUCUUGGUGAGAAAUUCAAGGACCACGAGACCAUUGUGAUCGCAAAAAUGGAUGCUACAGCAAACGAACUCAAGGAAGUCAAAGUUGAAAGCUUCCCCACGAUCAAGCUGUACAAGAAAGACGACAACGAGGCUGUCGACUACCUUGGCGAGAGAACUCUGGAGGGUCUUACCCAGUUCCUUGAAAGUGGUGGAGUUUAUGGCCAAGGUGCUGCCGAAGUACAAGAAGAGGACGAGGACGACGAUGUACCGAGAAAAGACGAGCUUUAAAUUAAGCAAUGUAACCAACUAAAACGAACCGUAAAAGCGCAAAACUCUUCAAUGUCGGUUUAAAUAUCUUUCUAAAUACUCGACAUGAAUGUUGAACUCGUCCCUCUCGGACUAGACCGCGCAAUUUUUUUACGUCGAAUAUAAUAUUAACAAAGAAAAUAAAACAGUUUACAAGGCGUCCGAACUUCCAGGGAAAGUAUUCCACAUCAAUUCGUUCCGCGAGCGUCUGUGUAACGAGAAUUAAAAACUCAAGAAAUCCAGGGAUUUAUAAGUUAUUUUUAUUAUUUUUGCUUAUUUUAUUAAUAAAAUAUUAUUUUCGAAGCAAAUAACAAUUUCGAAUCCCCGGUUUUUUCGAGAGUCCUGGGAUUUUUUCCAUUCCUGUUCAAAAUCGAAAUUCGAGAAACAAUACAUUCGUUCGAAUUGAGAAAAAAUAAUUGAAAAAGUGAGAAAGAGAGAGAGAGAGAGAGUGAAAGAGAGAAAAUGAUAAUUUUUAUUUUUAUAAGAUAGUUGAGACUUAUUUUUUCUUCUUCGGUGUUUUUUGCAUUUCCACAAUUCUCUUAGUUAGUUAUAGCUUAAAGAACAGAAAAUAGAAUGGCACAAUUCGAUUUUUUGUCUUCAUGUUAUUUUGUUCAUUUUCUAUUCCAUCUAGUGGCAUUUAACUUAGAGAAAAAUCGACACACACACACACACCUAAGAAAAAAAGUUGACGAGAAAAAAGAAAUCUGAAAAUAAUUGGUUGUCUGACAAGCAAGCUGCUGCAGCCAGGGAUCAAAUUUGUCAUCCCCAUUCUGACUGACUGAAAUACUUCAAGGCAGUGCAAUGAAUUACAUGCGUGAAUAAAUCUGUGAAAUCAUGGGUGACCUUUCAUUCUCAUGUCUUAUAUAUUUUUCUCUACGUAUAUAAUGACAUGCAUGUAUAUGUAUAUGUAUAUCAAAAAAGAAAUUAACGAUAUUAUUGUA
Molecule: messenger RNA, 2657 nt
Organism: Venturia canescens
Lineage: Eukaryota; Metazoa; Arthropoda; Insecta; Hymenoptera; Ichneumonidae
Gene: Pdi
Product: protein disulfide isomerase
Exons: 8
Coding region: 205-1698 (497 amino acids)
Biological process (GO): protein folding; response to endoplasmic reticulum stress
Cellular component (GO): endoplasmic reticulum
Molecular function (GO): protein disulfide isomerase activity
Source: RefSeq, a predicted model, not a curated record